AUGGGGCUCAUAGGCGGCAUCUCUCCUGGCGGGAGCAUUGCUCUCGGAAUUAUAGUCGGUCUUUUGUCCACGAGCGUUCAGAGCCUAGGUCUCACACUUCAACGAAAGUCGCAUAUCCUCGAAGACGAAAAGGCACCCUACGAUGUGAGACGGCCGCCAUACCGGAGGAGGAGGUGGCAGGUGGGAAUGGGCAUGUUCAUCAUAUCCAACGUAGUCGGAAGUUCGGUUCAAAUAUCUACGCUCCCGUUGCCGGUUCUGUCGACACUUCAGGCCUCGGGCCUAGUCUUCAACUCGAUUUGCGCCACCCUCAUACUCGGAGAACCGUUCACAAGGUGGUCACUGUGGGGGACAUUGCUUGUUUGCGGCGGAGCCGUCUUAAUCGCUAUCUUCGGCGCGAUCCCGUCACCGGCGCACAAGCUGAGUGAGCUGUUGGACCUCUUGGGGAGACGACCGUUCGUGCUCUGGAUGUCCUUCCAGGCGGUCUUCGUCGUCGGCCUCGCAGUCGCCACCGAGCUCGUGAGCCACUUCACGACGCUGAUGCAAGACCCCCGAUUCCGCCUCGCGCGAGGCUUCUCAUACGGGUGCAUAAGCGGCACCUUAUCUGCGCACUCUCUUCUCGUGGCCAAGUCAGCCGUUGAGCUGAUCGUCAGGACGAUCGCCGAUGGCGACAACCAGUUCAUCCACUGGCAGUCGUGGAUGCUGGUUAUCGCGCUCAUUACUCUCGCGCUGACUCAACUCUAUUAUCUUCACCGAGGCCUCAAGCUAGUCUCGACAUCCGUUCUAUAUCCGCUAAUAUUCUGCAUUUACAACAUCAUCGCGAUCCUCGACGGGCUCAUCUACUUCCGCCAGACCGACCUCAUCAACCCCUUACGCGCAUGCCUCAUCACUCUCGGGACCGUCAUCCUUCUUACAGGUGUGCUUGCGCUGUCAUGGCGUCUCAGUGAUGAGCAGCACACUCCGGGCGUUGGGCAGUCAACCUUGGCACCCGGUCUCGGACUCAUCGAGGAUACGGACGGCGAAGAAGAUGGCGAAGAGGUUUCGUUGCGCUCUGCGCUCCUCGAUGAAACUGGGGGCGCAUCAUCAACACAAUCCAACUAUCAAACGUUUGCGGUACCUCAAUCUCCCGAUGUUUCCAUGGCCCCAGCCGCUGCCGAGCCCCAAAGACAAAGCUCGAUGACCCGCGCUACAAGGGCAGCCUCGUCCCGUUGGGCGGAACAAGCCGAGAUAUGGGAUGAGCUCGAGGACCGUAGCACUCCGGAACCGACGUCCCCCGCGUUCAGCAGGCGUCGAUCGACCACUCUACCCGGUCAUCGACAUUCACUCUCGUUCACAACAAGACGAGUGACAACGGAGGGCGAAGGCACCGAAGAAAGCCAACCACUUAUGCCGUCACAGAGGGUAAAUCUCAAGAAGCGGCGUAAAUCAACUGGUUUCCCAGGUUUCACAGCUAGGAAAACCACGGCCAGAAAGUCGUCAGGUGGCUUUCAAGGUCUGGCGAGAAAUGUAUUUGGCUUGAAAUGGUGGGGGAAUAAGCCUAGGCCAAUGGGACUGACGGGCUCUCCGAGGGCGAGUUCUGCAAGUUGGACAGCAGCUCCCUCCUGCAGGGAGGAUUUGGAGGCCGGGCUGGCAGGCCCUUCCUCAGAGGAGAGGCCGCCGCCACCGGUAUUUGACUCGAGGCCAGAUCAGGGGCCGGGGCCGGGGAGGACGAAACGGGAUGAUUCCCCAGUUUAA
Chaetomium globosum CBS 148.51 is the source of this 1731-nucleotide messenger RNA. RefSeq lists its product as uncharacterized. The record is from RefSeq and is a predicted model, not a curated record. The transcript has 2 exons. Gene Ontology annotation, cellular component: membrane. Gene Ontology annotation, molecular function: magnesium ion transmembrane transporter activity. Lineage: Eukaryota; Fungi; Ascomycota; Sordariomycetes; Sordariales; Chaetomiaceae. Gene Ontology annotation, biological process: magnesium ion transport. The coding region runs from base 1 to 1731 and encodes 576 amino acids.